Poecilia latipinna (sailfin molly) is the source of this 2435-nucleotide messenger RNA. RefSeq names its product regulatory factor X, 2 (influences HLA class II expression) (gene rfx2). The transcript has 18 exons. Gene Ontology annotation, cellular component: nucleus. The record is from RefSeq and is a predicted model, not a curated record. Bases 163 to 2337 code for a protein of 724 amino acids. NCBI's taxonomy places the organism in Eukaryota, Metazoa, Chordata, Actinopteri, Cyprinodontiformes, Poeciliidae. Gene Ontology annotation, biological process: regulation of transcription by RNA polymerase II. Gene Ontology annotation, molecular function: DNA-binding transcription factor activity, RNA polymerase II-specific; RNA polymerase II cis-regulatory region sequence-specific DNA binding.
GCAACAGUUGCCUUGAGACCCCGCCGCGCUAUAGUGACUGUAGCCGUGGAGACAGUUACUUACCAACGGGCGCAACACUCAGCAACAGCAGCAGCAGCAUCUGGAAGUCACCGAGUGAGUUGGAGAGAGGGAAAGAGAGCAGAACUUUUCUCAAGGCAAAGCAUGCAGAACUCAGAAGCAGCGUCAGACCCCCCCACUGGUGUGGCAACACUACGGACAUCAUCAUCGGCCCAGGCUCCUGUGGUACAGCCUGUCCCAGCCUCCCAGCAGAGGGUGCUGGUUCAAGCCACAGGCUCAGCUCAGAAAGGAGGACAAGUAUCAGUAUCCAGGGUCCCCCAGCAGCAGGUACAACAUGUCUACCCAACUCCAGUACAAUAUGUAGGAGAAAGCGGAGAAGCAGUUUAUACCAACGGAACUAUCCGAACGGCCUACUCCUACAACCCGGACUCCCAGCUGUACGGACAGGGCAGCGGGGGGGCCUACUUUGACUCUCAGGCCGGAGGAACCCACGUCACCACGGUGGUGUCCUCCGCCAGCAGUGGCGUGCCGCCUCACGGCAUGGUGGGCAUUGCCAUGGACGUGGGCAGCAGCCACAUCAUUUCCAGCGGCAGCACCUACCUGCUGCACAGCGGCGGCAUGGAGGGGAACCGCAACCACAUCUCACACUCGUCUCGCUCCUCCUCAGCCAUGCUUGAAAUGGCGAUUGAAAACCUCCAAAAGUCUGAAGGAAUUGCAAGUCACAAAAGCAGCCUGCUCAACAGCCAUCUUCAGUGGCUGCUGGACAACUAUGAGACGGCGGAGGGAGUGAGCCUGCCCCGGUGUUCCCUCUACAACCAUUACCUCAGGCACUGCCAGGAGCAGAAACUGGAUCCGGUUAACGCAGCGUCCUUCGGGAAGCUCAUCCGCUCCGUCUUUAUGGGCCUAAGGACGCGGCGCCUCGGCACCAGAGGCAACUCCAAGUACCAUUACUAUGGCAUCCGGGUGAAGCCAGACUCUCCCCUGAACCGGCUGCAGGAGGACACCCAGUACAUGGCGAUGCGGCAGCAGCCUGUCCACCAGAAACAGAGGUUUAAGCCUCUGCAGAAGGUGGAUAGCAUGUCUGACAGUCUGUGUGGAAGCUCUCAGCACUGCAGCAGCACCCCAGAGCAGUCGGUGGCCGCUCAAACCCAGCAGCACCAGCAGUACAUCGACACGUCUCACGCCUUACCUCCGUUUCCUUCUCCGGACCUGGGCACGCAGCCUCUUCCUGAGCGCAUCAGCAUGACUGAUAUUAAGAAGCUGCAGACGCUCUACAGAAGCCACUGUGAGGCUACUUUGGAUGUGGUGAUGAAUCUGCAGUUCCACUAUGUGGAGAAUUUCUGGCAGAACUUUUGGAAUGCAGCAGCGCCAUCUAGUGACGGCAGCACAACCAUCCCCAGCAGUGAUGAUGACCUGGAGCGAGUGAUUCCCAGGGAGAAGCUGGUAUCUCUGUGCAAAUAUGAACCGGUCCGGCUAUGGAUGAGGAGCUGCGACCACAUCCUGUACCAGGCCCUGGUGGAGAUCCUCAUCCCUGACGUGCUGCGCCCCGUUCCCAGCACUCUCACUCAGGCCAUCAGAAACUUCGCCAAGAGUCUGGAGGGCUGGCUGACGACCGCCAUGACCAGCUUCCCACAAGAGAUCGUUCGCACCAAGGUGGCGGUGGUCAGUGCGUUCGCCCAGACUCUGAGGCGUUACACCAGUCUGAACCACCUGGCCCAGGCGGCCCGCGCCGUCCUGCAGAACACCUCCCAGAUCAACCAGAUGCUCUCCGACCUCAACAGGGUGGACUUCGCCAAUGUCCAGGAGCAGGCGUCGUGGGUCUGCCAGUGUGACGAGGGCGUGGUCCAGCGCCUGGAGCAGGACUUCAAGGUCACCCUGCAGCAGCAGAGCUCCCUGGACCAGUGGGCCACCUGGCUGGACAACGUGGUCUCUCAGGUCCUGAAGCCUCACCAGGGGAGCCCCAGCUUCCCCAAAGCCGCCCGCCAGUUCCUGCUCAAGUGGUCCUUCUACAGCUCCAUGGUGAUCAGAGACCUGACUCUGCGCAGCGCCGCCAGCUUCGGCUCGUUCCAUCUGAUCCGCCUGCUUUACGACGAGUACAUGUUCUACCUGGUGGAGCACCGCGUUGCCCAGGCAACCGGAGAAACUCCCAUAGCGGUGAUGGGAGAGUUCAGCGACCUGAGCUCCAUGAUGCCGUCGCUCCUGGAGAAGGAUGCGUCGUUCUCAGACGAGAUGAGCAACCUGGACGGCGACGGCACUCCGGCCGAACCGGCGGUGAAGAGGGAGAGGAUUGAAAUAGGCCACCCUCUGCAGGAAAUGUGAGUCCGGUCUGAGCGGACCGGAAGCAGCAGAACGAGUGCAAUGUAAAUAGAGAAGAGUGCAGAAGCAGUAGAAGUGUUUAUAAAGAUGGUCGACCCCCU